UAACCUUGACCUCAACCAUCACGUCCCAGCCUUCCCAACCUCAGAGAAUGUUUCACCACAGCACAGACCCAGUUGACUCGGAAGGAAAUGAACCCUGGCAAGUAGGUCUUGCCGCGCUGUUGCAUUGUUUGAAUGGUGCACAUCCGAUUCAGACAGUUCUAUACGUGCCCCAUCCCGGAUGAAGCUAAACGCUGUGGAUUUUGGAAGUGGGCGGACGAUCCUAUCCUAAGACGAGCUCAGCAGAACAGCAAGUCCGCCGUGGCAUCUGAAAAGGAUCGCGAAACGACCAACUUCUGCCCUACACCAGCAAUGUCUAGUUCUUCUCCACAAUAUGAGCAUGCGACCAUAAAUCGCACAUCCUCUGACCAACCUUCGCCUUCCAAGCGCCUGCGGCGGCUUGCAGGACCAUCUACAGAUUAUUCCCAUGCGGAGCUACCCAGAACACCUGUUCGCCCUACCCCGUUCAAGUCUUUCACCCCGUCACGCAAGCUCACACCUGAGCAAAGACAACGGCGGGAUGGAUUGAUGCGGUCUGCAAUGACACAGUUGCAAGGGCCUCCUAGUCCAAAUGGCACUCCUGGUAGCUAUCGCCCUGCACCGCCGCAUUCCAGUGCCGUCACGGCUCCAGAUCGAAAGCCCAGCUCGCAAGGUUCCGCCGUGCGACGUGAACCGAUCCAGGCACCACUCAGUCAAAUUCAAAAUGACAGUAAAGAUAUCAGUCAUCGGUUUUCACCCAAGCGAACAUGUCUCGAGGAAUCUGACUACGGAUCUGAACCUACAUCGCCGCAACCCUCUCUACACAGUGCUGGCAUCCAGACAAGUCCCAUCACUGAAGUGUCUACCGAGGAGUCAGAUGAGGAUCAAUACUGGGGUUCGCCUCCGACUGAAAGUGGCGUUAGUCAGUAUGCAACGCCUCGCCAGGUGCCUGAAACAUUGCCUGCUUUCUCGUCACCGCGGACUCCUGGUCCAUCUUCCUACUCUCAAGGACAUUCCACGUCCGGAGCCAGUUACCGCAAUGGUCUACUGACCCCACCGCGAAGUGCUGGUCUGGGUCUACAAUUCGGACCGCCUUAUACUAGCCAGGAACAGCCAGUGUCACCGACGAGGUGGAAGGGUAAGAGUAGGGACGUUGAUGAACUGACAAGACAAUGUCAGCACGUCGCGAACGAUCCGGAGAACCCCUUCGUAGAACAUGCUCCUACCUCCGAGAGCGGGCGUCUGUCUGCGUUGUACUCCUCUCAGGCUACUGAAUCCACGGUGACUAGAACACUGUCAGCCGACGCGGUUGCGGCAUACCUGGAUGGACUCGCCGAGCUCCCAGACUAUAUCAGAAAGCUUGAAAGGAAACAGGCGGCCGCGCAGAAGAGUCACGAGAUAAAGACCAGGAGAAUUGCAGAUUUAGAGGCAGAAAAUGAACGCCUAGUUGAACAGGUGAGAUCGCUCGAGGCGGAUUUGCGGGCGACAAAAUCAAGACGGUACUAGCAGGCCGGAUCUUACCUAUGAUACAUUCACGCCAUUUCCGUUCGCCUCACUCCGCUCUUACAGCAUUGCUGUCAGGUACCGUUACCUUUUUUCGCUGUGAAUUGCGACAUUACCACGCACUCGCCUCUUUCAAUGUUGCUGUCAUGCCGUAACUUAUCUUACCCCUUAU
Laetiporus sulphureus 93-53 is the source of this 1651-nucleotide messenger RNA. RefSeq lists its product as uncharacterized. The coding region runs from base 133 to 1482 and encodes 449 amino acids. The transcript is spliced from 5 exons. NCBI's taxonomy places the organism in Eukaryota, Fungi, Basidiomycota, Agaricomycetes, Polyporales, Laetiporaceae. The record is from RefSeq and is a predicted model, not a curated record. Gene Ontology annotation, molecular function: zinc ion binding.